This is a messenger RNA of Sardina pilchardus (European sardine), 1628 nucleotides long. RefSeq lists its product as uncharacterized. Bases 24 to 1628 code for a protein of 534 amino acids. The transcript has 9 exons. The record is from RefSeq and is a predicted model, not a curated record. Lineage: Eukaryota; Metazoa; Chordata; Actinopteri; Clupeiformes; Clupeidae.
CAUUUCACAACUGUGAGUCUGACAUGACAACAAACUUCUGGCUUCUAAAAAUGAGUUUUUAUGGCAUUACACACCUUGAAGAUGGUCAUCUGGUCCAAAAGAAAACCAGUGUUCCUCGAUUUGCAUCACGGACUGUGAUUGUGCUCGUCUUUGCACUGGGUCACGUGGGCUUUGCAACUGCUGAUGACCCCUGUGAGCAGUACACCAACAUCUCUGACCCCUGGAGGAAUCGUGGCUUCUUGUCCACUCCCUCUCAAGUCCAGCUGAAGGGCGACUCGGACCUGCAGGAAGGCUGGUACCGCUUUGUCGGUGUAGGGGGCGACAUCCUGGAUUUCGCCCGCAUUCCAAUCCCAUCUUUGGCAGAGCAGCGUCUCGGAUAUUGUUCCUUUGGAUCAUACACUCCUACAGUCACAGACAUAAAACUGUGUGCAGGAGCGAUGAAAAAUGGAAGUGUGGAUGUUAGAGUCUGUUCAUCUGCAUACUAUGUGCACAAGCUCAGACCCACCUCAGGCAAUCAGAUUUAUGCCACAAGCCAUCAGAGAUGUAUGGAGUCCUCUUGUGGUCAGUUUGCCCAAUGCGGUACAUUUGGAGCCUGUGUGUGUAAACCUGGAUAUGAGAUGCCCAAAGGACUUCUACUAACAGGAGACACGUACAGAUGCACAGACCCCUGUGAGCAGUACACCAACAUCUCUGACCCCUGGAGGAAUCGUGGCUUCUUGUCGGCUUCAUUUCAACUCCAGCUGAAGGACGACUCGGACCUGCAGGAAGGCUGGUACCGCUUUGUCGGUGUAGGGGGCGACAUCCUGGAUUUCGCCAGCAUUCCAAUCCCAUAUUUGGCAGAGCAGCGUCUCGGAUAUUGUGACUUUGGAUCAUACACUCCUACAGUCACAGAAAUACCACUGUGUGCAGGAGCGAUCAGUAAUGGAAGUGUGGAUGUUAGAGUCUGUUCAUCUGCAUACUAUGUGCACAAGCUCAGACCCACCUCCAGCAAUCAGAUUUAUGCCACAAGCCAUCAGAGAUGCAUGGAGUCCUCUUGUGGUCAGUUUGCCCAAUGCGGUUCAUUGGGAGCCUGUGUGUGCAAGCCUGGAUAUGAGAUGCCCAAAGGACUUCUACCGACAGGAGACACAUACAGAUGUACAGACCCCUGUGAGCAAUACACCAACAUCUCUGAACCCUGGAGGAACCGUGGCUUCUUGUCCACUCCCUCUCAACUCCAGCUGAAGGACGACUCGGACCUGCAGGAAGGCUGGUACCGCUUUGUCGGUGUAGGGGGCGACAUCCUGGAUUUCGCCAGCAUUCCAAUCCCAUCUUUGGCAGAGCAGCGUCUCGGAUAUUGUUCACUCCUACACUCCUACACUCCUACAGUCACAGAAAUACAACUGUGUGCAGGAGCGAUCAGUAAUGGAAGUGUGGAUGCCAUCAGAGAUGUGCGGAGUCCUCUUGUGGUCAGUUUGCCCAAUGCGGUUCAUUGGGAGCCUGUGUGUGUAAUCCUGGAUAUGAGAUGCCCAAAGGACUUCUACCGACAGGAGACACAUACGGAUGCACAGACCCCUGUGAGCAGUACACCAACAUCUCUGACCCCUGGAGGAAUCGUGGCUUCUUGUCGGCUCCCUCUCAAGUCCAGCUGA